AUGGUGAAGCAGAUGACCAUUUCUACCGGGACGACAAACUUUACUUACGAUUAUAUAUUUCAAGGUAUGAGACCAAAUCUCGUCGUAGUUGGAUUUGUUAAUGCCACCGCGACCACCGGUGACUACGAACAGAACCCCUGGUUUUUCCAACCAUAUGACAUCACAUCUAUAGGGCUAUACGUUGACGGAAUACCAGUAGGCGGUAACCCUUUAAAACUCAAGUACGGAACGACCGGUGGUCAAACCACCAUUCCCGUUCUGAGGCACAUGCUACAAUCGACGGGGAAAUGGCUCAACGAUACCGGUUCUAACAUAGAGAGGGACGGCAUUGCAGAAAGAUAUGCGCUCUAUACAUUUGAAUUGGAAGCUACCUUCCAAACCAAUCAAUAUCUCACCUUAUUCAAACAUGGAAACGUCAGACUAGAGGUCAUCUUGGGGACAGCACUGACUGCAGCGGUAGCCUCCAUCAUUUAUUGUGAAUAUCCAGGUUACUUCGAAAUCAACGCUGCCAGAGAUAUAGUACUACCAUGA
Molecule: messenger RNA, 531 nt
Organism: Pecten maximus
Lineage: Eukaryota; Metazoa; Mollusca; Bivalvia; Pectinida; Pectinidae
Exons: 1
Coding region: 1-531 (176 amino acids)
Source: RefSeq, a predicted model, not a curated record